AGCAACCCUCCGCUGACUGAAAUGGACCCCACCCUGCCACCUGCCAGCCAGCCCAGUGACCUUUUAAUGAAGCCUCCCGCUGACAUCAUGAAUGAGCCCUUAAUUCAGCCUGUUAGCAUCCAAACAGAAAACAAAGCGACCAUAGCUGUCAGCGAAUCCCCGGAUGACUUUGUCGACCUAACAAACAACUUAACCGACUCUCCCGAUGACACAGUCGCACUUGAAAGUGCCGUUGCAGACGCAGCAAAACACACAACUGAAAUCCCUUCAGAUGAACCCACAGAUGAUUUUGUCAACAUAUUUGGAAGUGAAACCGAGGCACCGCAAGAGGAAGUUGUGGUAGCAGAUGUUACUGUCGAAGGAGCAGCAGAUAAAAGCGAAGUGACCGGCGCUGUUACAGAUUCACCUGCCGAUGAGAAAACGGGAAGUGAUGCCGAACACGAAGCAAAAGAAAUCGCUCCAAUUAUCGACCUGAGUGUGGAUUUGUCAGCCAGUGACACACAACAGCCGCGUGGCGUUGACACAUUUGUCGACCCUUUGGUUGACCUUCUCAGUGACGCUCCACCCGCUGCUGAUGCCACGAAGCCCAGCCGGGCAACAGUCGACCUGUUCGAAGAUGAGGGAAGCGACUUGUUCACAGAACCGCGGCAGUCUAAAUCUGCCAAGCAGCCACAGAAAAGCCUCUUCGGUGAACCCGACGAGGAUCUGUUCGGUGAGCCGCUGGGUGCCACCGCAAAGAAAACCGUCAUCAAAGAGCAGAAGGACAAAACCGUUCUAACCAAAGCUGCUGAGGAUGGCAGCAACACAGGCGGGCCUCUGCAAGACAGCAAUCCUGCAGAACCUGCUGAUCUGUUCUCUGAGGAAGCCGUCACCUCAGCGCCCAGCAUUAGAAACACCAGCACGGUCAACUCCAAGACCAACGGAGUCCACUCUGAGGAGGAGACAGAUAUAUUUGCUGAAGCCACAGUGGAGCUUUCUCUUGACAGUCCUCGGGACGAGAGAAAGAAGGAUGCGACAGCCAAACCGUCUGUGUCCGCCCCCUCUCUGUCAGCCGCUGCCAGCCUGACCAAGCCACAGUCUGCUGCCCUGGAGGAGUUGGAAGAAGAGGAAGAAGAAGAGCUGGAAGACAAAUUUGACAUUUUUGUUUCCGUCAAAGACCCUGAAAAAAUAGGAGAUGGAAUGAACGCCUACAUGGCCUACAAAGUAUCCACAGAGACCUCAAUGCCCAUGUUCCGCAACAAGACAUUCACAGUGCGGCGACGCUUCAGCGACUUUCUCGGCCUCUACGAGAAGCUUUCUGAAAAACAUGGACCGAAUGGAUUCAUCGUGCCUCCGCCACCAGAGAAGAGCAUCCUGGGUAUGACAAAGGUCAAAGUGGGAAAGGAAGACUCCUCAUCUGCAGACUUUGUUGAGAGAAGAAGAGGUGCUUUGGAGAGGUAUCUCCAGAGGGUGGUAAAUCACCCAUCACUUCUCCAAGAUCCAGACGUCAGGGAGUUCCUGGAGAGAGAAGAAUUGCCCAGAGCAGUGAGCACCCAGGCUCUGAGCGGCGCCGGCUUCCUGAAAAUGAUCAACAAAGCAACAGAUGCUGUCAGUAAAAUGACCAUCAAGAUGAAUGAGUCAGACGUGUGGUUUGAGGAGAAGCUGCAGGAGGUGGAGUCUUCAGACCAGCACUUCAGGAAGCUCCACGCGCUGGUCGAAUCUCUGGUCCUCCACAGGAAAGAGCUGUCGUUAAAUACAGCCAGCUUUGCCAAAAGCACAGCCAUGCUGGGCAGCGCAGAGGACAACACCGCUCUGUCCCGAGCUCUGUCUCAGCUGGCAGAGGUGGAGGACAAGAUGGAGCAGCUACACCAGGACCAGGCUGCCUACGACACAUUCGCCUUUGCCGAAGUCAUCGCAGAUUACAUCCGCCUGCUUGGAGCCGUGAGGGGGUCGUUUGAUCACCGGAUGAAGGCGUGGCAGCGUUGGCAGGAUGCUCAGGCCGCGCUGCAGAAGAAGAGGGAGACGGAGGCCAAACUGCUGUGGGCCAACAAGCCGGACAAACUGCAGCUGGCCAAAGAGGAGAUUGCCGAGUGGGAGGCCAAGGUGACGCAGUAUGAGAGAGACUUUGAAAGAGUCUCUGCUACUGUGCGCAAGGAAGUCAUCCGCUUUGAGAAAGAAAAGACCAAGAAUUUCAAAAGACAGAUAAUUAAGUACUUGGAGUCUCUGCUUCAGUCUCAGCACCAGCUGAUAAAGUACUGGGAGGCUUUCUUACCAGAAGCUAAAGCAAUCGCCUAAUCCUCGAGCACCAGCCUUUUGGAUGACAGAACAGGCUGCCUUUUUCUUAUACACUUUACCUCUUGCCUUUAAACCAAGGAAAAUGCGUGCAUUGUAAAGGGAGAUACAAUCAACCUGUUUUUUUAAUCACCUUUAACAUAUAGCUCUGUAUUCUAUUGUAUUAAUAAUUGUAUAUUUUCAUUUAACCUUUCACAAAUAUUUUCUUAUUAGAUGAAAAGAGUUUGCAUAUACAAAGAUAUGGACACACGAAAAGAGAAAAAUGUAGAUGAAUGAUUCCAUUAAUUUCCACAAGAGAGGGGAAAUGAACCGAGUCCGUUGUUCUCAGGAUUUUCUCCUUCGUGUGAUCAGGAGCUCCUUCACAUCAGCAGUGGUUAAUUGUUUACAGCGUGGCUGCUCUCUUGUCAAAUAUUUCUGGGGACCCAGAUGAAGAAAGUUGCCAAGAGUCUCACUCUGUUUCUUCUUUUUAAUGACUCAAAGGGAUAAAAAAAGGAAACAGUUAAAUGAAUAAGAAUUAUGAUCACUUCCACAACGUGGAUAAAGUACUUAAUUACCAGCCAUGAGUUUUCCUUUUGUUUUUCUGUGCGAUUUAAAAUACUAUUGAUGCUGAGGGGAGGGGGUGCAGGGCAUUGAGAGGCAUUAGAUUAGCAGGGUCUACAGCUGUGGUCAAGGGUUGCAUUGUAGGUCAAAGCUUGUUGAGUUUAACGUUUUAGAUUUCAAGCGUAGUGCAAACUUUACUCUUAUAACUACACGUCUGUGCCUUUUUAAGUCCGAAUGGUGUUUUUGGUGUGAUCCAGUUUGGGAGAGAGAGGUACUCAGCUGUGGGCAGUGCAGGGGCUGGUUAACAGUUACCUCCACAACAACCACGAUGAUCAGUGUCAAUGCUGAGGUUAAAGAACAAUACUGGUGUUUUCACGUUUAAGCCCCCUUUUUUUUUUUCUCCCUCUACAUUCUUGCUUAUAAUUUUGCAAAGUAUUUCUUUCCCUACCUUCCAGACGGUCUUUAAGGUUCACUGCUGGAUGAAACCUGCAGAGACUUGAAACAGGUGAAAAUCAUGUCUGUUUCUGUCAAACCCUGCGUCACUGUUGUACCGCAGUACAGUAAAUGACAGUUGACACCAUUUAAGGCACUACAAAGCAACGGUGACUAACUCAUGGAUUAGGCUUCUAAAGCAAGUUUCAUGUUUCUGCAAGUAGAUUUCCAUGCUGUAGAAGUGAAAUGAAAGCUGGAAACCAAAGGCUGCGUGGUUCGUAGGAGUCCUUCUCCGUGGUGUGCAUGGCAGUAAUACUACGGCUGCAAAUAACAGUUUAUUAUCCGUUAAUCUGUCAGGGUUUUGUUUGUUUGUUUCAGUUAAUUGUUGAGUCUAUAAAUUGCCCCAGAGCCCACGGUGACGUCUUGAAACAGUUUGACAGUUUGAUGAUUAAAGGUACCUUGUGGAGUUUUUGACCAGUUACAGCGCUAUAGAGCAGUGGUCUUAAGCCUGGGUCCCCUUUUUGUUUGUAUCUCACACUGGUGAUGGUUUCACACUUUGCCACCGAUCAGCUGCUGGUAGCAGUGACAAAAAAAAAAGCAAGAAAGAAGAAGACUAGCUCGUAAACAUGGACUCAAACUAUGUAAAAUGAUUCCUAAAAAAUAAAUAAAGGCACUGUAAAUGUUUUAUGAGGAUGAAAAUGCAUUCAACACAUUUGUUAGACCUCUAAGAUACACAAGGCACUUGAAUGUAAACAUAAUUUUGUUUACAAGAAAAAUCCACAAGAUACCUUUCAACCUACAAUGAUAUAAGAGAGAGAAAAGGGGAACCAGUCAAUGUUGGGCAUUUUUGCAUGAAAAAUUACUUUAUUUUCAAAAUUGUUGCCGAUUGUCUGUUGACUGGCUAAUAAUUUCAGCACUAAACAAUUCUAUGUGUAAUUGUGGUAGAAAAUUGACAAAAACAUGCAAAAAAACCCCACAAAAGACACCUGAAUUGUCCUUUAGAAGAUGGCCCUUUUCCCUUCCCAGAAAGCACCAGGACGGGGCUGUUGAUGCCGACUCGUGGACAUGAGAUUAACGUCAAAUACUAAACGUACUGAUGUCUUAGUGAACCUAAUGCUUCCCUGAAGCCUCAGUCUGCAGUUUGACGAGUUGGGUUUUAACAUCAAUUCGUAACAAACCUGUGCCACAGCUUUGUGUGGCGGGGCUGCCAUCUUUUGAUUACAGCUUUAAUUUCACAUUUGCACACACUUAAAUUGAAGCUGUGUAGCGACAAGCCGCACUGUAUCAUUAUUUUGUCAUCACUUGCAGACAUUUCUUUGCACCGUGUCACAGUUGGAUCGUAUACUGUCGCUGAGUUAGACGCACGCUCGUUUUCAACUGUUGUUGGACCGCACUUAAAUAAAACUGGAUGUGAGUGAGGCCUCAUACUGUACGUCAUCACUUGUUCAGUGUGCAGAGCAAUGUCAGCAACGUGCACUGUGUCAUAGAAAUUACUUUUAAAACAAAUCAAUAAAAGUUGCACUGUUUACACUUGGAAAUUUCAUUAA
Messenger RNA from Morone saxatilis (striped sea-bass), 4790 nucleotides. It is a transcript of the gene snx1a, whose product is annotated as sorting nexin 1a. Gene Ontology annotation, molecular function: phosphatidylinositol binding. Gene Ontology annotation, biological process: early endosome to Golgi transport. Lineage: Eukaryota; Metazoa; Chordata; Actinopteri; Moronidae. Gene Ontology annotation, cellular component: endosome membrane; endosome. The record is from RefSeq and is a predicted model, not a curated record.